AUGGAACUAGAUUCGGGGUCAGGGUGUUUUAAUAAGUUCAAGGUGAAGCUUCAAUUAAAGGAAGGCGUUAAACCUAAAUUUUAUAAGCCGAGACCAUUGCCAUUUGCGUUAAAAUCUCAGGUAGAAAAUGAAUUAUCGAGACUUACGCGGGAAGGCAUUCUAGUUCCCGUUAACUACUCCGAUUACGCAACGCCAAUUGUCCCGGUUUUAAAACAAAACGGCAGCGUACGAAUAUGCGGGGAUUAUUCUCUCACUGUUAAUAAUGAUAUUUAUAUAGACAAAUAUCCGUUACCUCGGAUAGAGGAUAUUUUUGCUAAAUUAAGUGGGGGUGAAUAUUAUUCGAAGUUAGACUGCAGUCAGGCCUAUAACCAGUUUGUUCUUUCGGACGAAGCCCAAAAGCUUACCACAAUAAAUACCACUAAAGGGUUAUUUAUGUACACGCGCCUCGUUUUUGGUCUCGCGAACGCGCCGGCGGUAUUCCAGCGAGCUAUCGAGAACUUGCUAGCGGGUAUCGAGGGUGUAGCCGUUUUUCUAGACGAUGUUUGUGUUACGGGGGCUACAAAAUCCGAACAUUUAGGCCGGCUAAAGUUAGUUUUCGAAAGGUUUCAAGACGCCGGCAUGCGACUACAAAAAAAUAAAUGUGCAUUUUUCCAAAAGAGCGUUAAUUAUUUGGGCCAUAUUAUCGAUAAAAAUGGAAUGCACAAGUGUCCUAAAAAGGUAGACGCUAUAGUAAACGCACCGCGGCCGACUAAUAUAAAGGAACUUAAAAGUUUUCUAGGGCUAGUAAAUUACUAUCGCAAUUUUGUAGAAAAUGCAUCAAGCAUAUUAUGUCCACUCCACGAAUUAUUGCGCGCGGGCGCGAGGUGGGAGUGGACGCCGCGACACGAAGCCGCUUUCGAACGGAUGAAGGGGGAGCUGGCGUCCGAGCGCGUCCUGGCGCACUUUGACCCCAGCGCGCGUCUCCUUCUCAGCGUAGAUGCUGGCCCAGCGGGUCUUGGUGCGGUCUUGUCCCAAAUAGGCGUCGAUGGCGUUGAGCGGCCGCUUGCCUAUGGUUCCCGCUCGCUGACGGACAGUGAGCGAAACUAUAGUCAGCUGCAUAAAGAAGCGACCGCGUUGGUGUUCGGAAUUAAAAAAUUCCACCAAUAUUUGUAUGGCCGCGCGGAACCGUUUAUCCUAAAAACCGAUCACAAACCUUUACUAGCGAUAUUCGGGAAAAAGAACGGUAUAUCGGUAAUGACGGCUUCCCGGUUAGUAAGAUACGCUAUAUUUUUAUCCGCGUAUAACUACGUUAUUCAAUACACUGCAGGUAAGGAAAAUACAGUUGCUGAUUAUUUUUCGCGCGCAUGCCCGUCAUCGGUAGAUAACGCGGCGGGGAACACACUUGUAAACCAGUGCAGUGUACUGACCGUUAACGCGUUGCAACUAUAUAAUUUAGCACCCUUAACCUAUAAAGACAUUCAGAAUGCUACGGCGGCGGAUAAAACGUUAGCUACGGUAACAAAAUAUAUUCAGCAAGGCUGGCCGCGCAAAAUACGCUGUUCUAAAAUUGAACCUUAUUUCCGUUGCAGGAAUGAUUUAGAAUUAGAAAAAGGUUGUAUAAUGAGAGGACAUCGUGUUAUAAUUCCAAAAAUGUUAAGAUACAAAUUAUUGCAAGAGCUACAUAAAUCACAUUUAGGCAUAGUUAAAACUAAAAGCAAUGCUCGAUCACGUAUGUGGUGGCCCGCUAUCGACCACGACAUCGAACAGCUGAUCGGCGCGUGCACCGUGUGCAGCGCGCUGCGCGCCGCGCCCGCUCGCGCGCCCCCCGCCAGCUGGAGCCAGCCACCGGGGCCAUGGCACCGCAUUCACAUUGACUACAUGCUUGUAGCUCAAAGAACGUAUUUGAUUGUGGUAGACGCUUUUAGCAAAUGGGUUGAAUGUAUAGGCAUGACUUGCGGUACUACUACGAAACAUUUAAUUAAAGAGUUAUCAUUAUUAUUUACGAGGUUUGGCCUGCCUGAUACGAUUGUGUCAGAUAAUGAUACUAAAAUUGCAUCCCAAGAAUUUAAUCAGUUUUGUAAAAUGAUGGGUGUCAAUUAUGUAACUUCACCUAUAUAUCACCCAAUUAGCAACGGUAUCGCCGAAUGUGCAGUACGAAAUUGUAAAAAAAUGAUUAAAUCAAUUAUAGAACAAGAAUCACAAUGUAUAAGUCAGUUAAAUUGUAAAUUACAGAGUUAUUUGUUCGAAUAUCGUACUACCGUGCAUUGUACAACGAAAGAAACUCCAGCAAAGCUAAUGUUUGGCCGUGAGUUGCGUUCGAGAUUAGACCUCAUAGUACCGCCGCAAGGCAAAACUGCUGACGCGAUGCAUUCCUCGCAGCCGGCCCAGCCCGGUAAACAAGCGCGUUCAUUUAACGUCAACGAAGACGUUUGGGUUAAAUGUUUUGAAAAUCGUAAACCAUAUUGGACAAGAGGUAAAAUAAUUAGCAAAAUCGGUUGUAGAAUGUACCUCGUUUACGUAAUAGACCAAAACAUAAAUUGUAGACGCCACGUUGACCAAAUAUUGCGAUAUACGAACAAUAACAAAAGCUAUAAUGGUCACACCUUCGAUUCAGCAGUAACAUCCUCUGGUACCUUGUCAGAUGCGAUUCCGGAUUCUAUCACCUCGCCUGCAGUCUCACAAGACCAAUCAACGGAUCUAAACAAUGAUGUAGUGAAUAAUCCAGCUACUAUUAGCUCGGACUUAGGGAAUGAACCCGUUCUUGAGGAGAGGUGGGAGGAUGCCGAAGCAGAGGGGGAGGACAUGGGGACUGAGCGACGGUUAGUACUUAAUGAUUCACCAGAAACUAGUAACGAAGAUCAGGUUAUCCCUUCGACCGAUAACUCGUCACCCGAUCCCCAACGUCGUCAUCAAUUACGACCUAGAUCUAAGGCAAUUAAUUAUAAGGUUUAAAAUAAGUUUGUUAUAUUAUAAUAGUGCUUAUUUCUUCAUCUCAGGUUCCCUUAAUUAAAACGGGAGGAGAUGACAUGUAUGCAUGUGACGUCCGCGCGCCUCUGUCCGCGCGUCCGCUGUAUCCUGGCCUGCGCGCCAGUAAUAAACGAGCUUCCAUCGUACGCACUUGUUUCAUUGCUAAGUACUUACAUAC
This is a messenger RNA of Cydia pomonella (codling moth), 3124 nucleotides long. RefSeq lists its product as uncharacterized. Gene Ontology annotation, molecular function: nucleic acid binding. NCBI's taxonomy places the organism in Eukaryota, Metazoa, Arthropoda, Insecta, Lepidoptera, Tortricidae. The record is from RefSeq and is a predicted model, not a curated record. The transcript has 2 exons. The coding region runs from base 1 to 2931 and encodes 976 amino acids. Gene Ontology annotation, biological process: DNA integration.